This is a messenger RNA of Mangifera indica (mango), 2180 nucleotides long. Its product is annotated as F-box/WD-40 repeat-containing protein At5g21040. The coding region runs from base 245 to 1930 and encodes 561 amino acids. Lineage: Eukaryota; Viridiplantae; Streptophyta; Magnoliopsida; Sapindales; Anacardiaceae. The transcript has a single exon. The record is from RefSeq and is a predicted model, not a curated record. Gene Ontology annotation, cellular component: preribosome, large subunit precursor. Gene Ontology annotation, molecular function: protein binding.
AUCCCUAACAUUAGCCAAUCAACUCAUCACUUAAAACAUUUUCUUCUCCGAAGGGCAAGGUAACUUUUACCAUUCAACUCCUAUAUAAUUUUCCUGGCUUAAGGGAUUGAAUUUUCAUUUUGAUUUAUUUUUUCACAUCUCUUAAACAUUUGCUUGUUUAAUUGCUUUCCUGAUUUGGGUUUUUGGUCGCAAGACUGUUAGGUUGUGAUUAUUGAUUUUUUAGGUUAGGUUUAACGAUUCUUUUAUGGCAUUUGAAUGCCAACAAAAUCCUCUGGUUUCCCGGGAUUUGCCAAUUUGUGUAGAAAAUAGCGUUCAAAGUCGAGCUGAUUCACUACACUUUAAUUUGAUUGCGGAAUCUCAAAAUAUUGAAUCUAACUGUAGCGAUCUCUUUGCUAAACCCAAAUGCAAAUAUUUUGAAAGUGCAAGUUCCACCUUAAAGGGAGUUUUAUGUUCUUGUAGUGGAGAAAAGUUGCCUUGUAAUGAUGUUUUAUCAAAUUGUCGUCGGUCAAUAAUUGAUCUUCCUCCAGCAUUGAUAUCUGAGAUUCUUAACUGCCUUGACCCAAAAGAGCUAGGUGUAGUUUCAUGUGUAUCGACUCUUCUACAUAGAAUUGCAUCCGAACAUCGUGCUUGGAAGGAAUUUUAUUGUCAGAGAUGGGGACUUCCGAUAGUUCCUGCAGCAUUGAAUGCAGGGUUUUUGGAUGAGAAGUCAUGGAAGGAUCUGUUUGUGGAGAGAGAAUUUAGGAGUAGGAUUUUUCUGGGACGUUAUAGCAUUGAUGUUUUGAAUGGUCAUACUGAAGCUGUUCUCACAGUUUUUGUUUUGGCUUCUGUGAAGCUAAUAUUUACUUCUGGAUAUGAUGCAAUUGUGCGAAUGUGGGACUUGGAGGAAGGGUUUUCAAUUGCAUCAUCUCGAACCCUUGGUUGCACUAUUAGAGCGGUUGCAGCUGAUAGGAAACUGUUGGUUGCUGGGGGUACUGAUGGAUUUAUACAUUCUUGGAAAGCAGUUGAGGGUCUCCCAUAUUUGUUUGACCUUUGCGGUUCAGAUAAAGAAAACACUGAGUUUCGUCUUUGGGAACAUGAAGGCCCCAUAACAUCCCUUGCAUUGGAUCUUAAGUGGAUAUACAGUGGUUCGUGGGAUAUGACUGUACGUGUGUGGGAUCGAGCUUCACUGAAGUGUGUAAAGAUCAUGAGGCAUAGUGACUGGGUUUAUGGCCUUGCUCCUGGUGACACUACAGUUGCUAGUACAUCAGGUUCUGAUGUGUAUGUUUGGGAUACUAAUAGUGGUACUAUAAUGACUGUUUUUCACGGUGCCCAUUCUGGUAAUGCUUCAUCACUGGCUCGAAGCUGUACAGGAGAUUUUCUUUUCACUGGAGGAGAGGAUGGAGCGAUACACAUGUUUGAGAUCUUAAAUGAUCGUAAUGAAACUAAUCUUUUCCAAGUUGCAACAUGGAUUCCUCACUCUGGACCUGUUAAUUCUAUAGCUUUUGAGUUUCCUUGGCUUGUCUCAGCUGCUGAUGAUGGGAAGCUUGCACUGAUUGAUGUUAGAAAGUUGUUAAAGACUAGCAAGCAAUGUUCGAGAAAGAGGAUUGCAAAGGUUAGUAGUGUGGAGCCACCUCAGAGAAUGCUACAUGGGUUUGACUGCAAUUUAAUCUCAGUGGGCAUUGGUGCUGAUCGUAUAGUAUGCGGUAGCGAGAAAGGGAUUGUUAGAAUUUGGAACUUUUCACAAGCUUUAGAAAUUGAACAAAGAGCCCGUGCUCUAAGAGGAAUACGAUUGGAGAAUAGGAUGAGGAGGCACAAGCUUCAGAUAGAAAUGACUAGUAAAGUUGGUCGAGCCGGUCGAUGUUCAGUUGCAGCAAAGAAAAACCCAAUGAAUGGCGAUAGAAGUGGUGUUUGGCACAACAAACGUGGAACAAGUGGCAAGUUGAAUGCAUAGCUUGCUGCUGUAAUAGUUCUUAUGCUUUAGAUGUCACUACAGCACUUCUUUUAGGUGAUUACUGAUUGCAUAGCAGAUUAUACACAUUGAAUGUUUCAAUAUGCAUGAUAACUGAUUUUAAUUUCUUUUACAUUAGCGUUUACUAUUGUAAUUGCAUAGCAGUUCAUAGAUUUAUCUUGUUGUGAUGGUUGCACUGGUCUUGGUUUUACCUGGUACACAGGAGAUUAUAUAUACAUUUCAUUUGUGGUAA